GACGAAACGCAAACGCUUGCUCCCAACGGUCACUAGUGUGAUUGACAGACAUCUAAUCGCAAGCGCAAACGCAAACGCAGAUGCAGUUGUCAAUCGCUACGGUGUGAUACGGGCAUAAAAUAUCCAUUAGACAACGGUUGGAAUGAGAGAAUUCUUCAAGUUUUUCAAGUUCCACGAGUGAUCAACAAGUCAGAAGAUCUCUUUAUAUGCAAACAGUGUGAGAUAUUUAACGUAUGACUUCGGUCGAUUCGGGAGUGGAAACCGAAAACGACUCGAAUGAUAGUUCGAUCGUUCAACACGAAAACCAACAUGCGACAGUCGUUGCCACCGCUGCUACUAAUAGUCAGGUCGCAGUUGAAGAUCUUGCAUCACUCGCUAUUAUGGACGCACGUUGCUUCAACCCGCAUUGGACAGUGGACACAACAUUCUGCUCUGUCAUGGAACGUUACAACUUCGACGAGAACAGGCAAGCCUCGUUGGCAUCCCAAGAUCCUGACCGUAAAUGGCUUCACGUAAAUCGGAUACUGAAAAUGAAUCUACCAAUGUACACAUUACACUGUGAAAGACCAAUUGGAGAUAGAAUACUUAAACCUCCAAAGAGCGGCAAUCACCAUGCGUUUAAUUUAUUGGCCGAUAGAGUUGCUCACCGCAAGUUAAGACAACGUAAAUUCAAUUGUGGAUGGGCGGAUUGGCGAACAACAAUAUCUGAACGAAGGAUGCGAGUAGCUGCUGCCACGAAUGACAUUGAUACGGUGAAGGAACUUUUGGAGAAUGAUGUAACACCCAACAAUCACGAUGCACAAGGUCGUACUCCUCUCCACCAUGCAGUCUGCAGAGGUUACACAGAAAUUGUUAGUUUAUUGUUGGGAUAUGGUGCGGACCCAAAUCAACGGGAUCGCAUAGGUAAUACUCCGCUACAUCUAGCUGCGGUUACCAGCAAGAUAUCGAUAGUGACGCUGCUCCUGGCAGCGGGCACCGACGUACUUUCGUCCGAUCGGCAUGGCUACAACCCACUGCAGCUAGCACAAGCAAAAUUGAAGAUGCUGCAGAGUUACAAAGAAGAAGGUUUGGUGAGUAUCAAGGACGAGAUGCGCAAUAUAGUCAGGAUGUUGAUGGUAUACCUCCACAAGCAGAAGAAUAUGGGCGAGCAGAUUGAAGCAUUGAAUAAUAUCUGCUCGCGUCUCUCUUUGUCCGAUACUUCGGAUCAGGUACAGGACGAUGUCAAAGAUUUGUUGGCAAACUUGGAAACUCUAGACAUAAAGAGUUAAUUACCUGUGGAUACUACAUAUGCCACUGUAAUAUAUUACAUAUAUCGUAGAUUAUUUACAUAAAGUAUAUUUACGUAAAGUUUUUCAUGAGAGUUCAUGAGAAUGUGCAACUGUUUCUGAGAACUGUACAUGUGUGUUUAUUACAUGUAUGUAUGUGAUGUAUGUGCUUUUUACACGUUUUAUGUAUUACGAUUUACUCGGGGAAUUCAAUCAGCCGAUCAAUUGAUUGAUCAUUUAUCACUCUGUAAAAAGUGUUGUAUUGCAACAAAAGCUUCAUUUUUUGUUAACAGUCGUCCAAAUCGUUCAAAGAUUUAAAUAAUCGCAUUUAAAGGAUACAUUUCAAGUUGGAAUCUGAGAACGAAUUUACAUUUAAUCAUGAUACAACAUACAUAUUAGUUGAAAGUAUGAAAAAAAUUUUAGUACAAAAACGUCAGGUCAUUUCUAAAGAUUGAUAUAUAUCAUGUGAACAAUUCCCCACUUAUUUUUAGUAUCUCUACUUUCUGAUUAUAUAUAAACAUGUAAAUAGUAUUCGUAAUAAUUUUAUACAUGCACUGUAUAUAAACCAUCCUUUGUUAAUCCUAUCUCAGUGAGAAGAUUAUUGUACUUUUAAGAAAAUGUAAGAGACAAAGCAAUGUGUCGCCAAUAAAACAUCUUAUGAUGGAAUA
Molecule: messenger RNA, 1933 nt
Organism: Harpegnathos saltator (Jerdon's jumping ant)
Lineage: Eukaryota; Metazoa; Arthropoda; Insecta; Hymenoptera; Formicidae
Product: ankyrin repeat domain-containing protein 54
Exons: 6
Coding region: 234-1268 (344 amino acids)
Molecular function (GO): protein binding
Source: RefSeq, a predicted model, not a curated record